Messenger RNA from Humulus lupulus (European hop), 645 nucleotides. RefSeq lists its product as uncharacterized. Bases 1 to 645 code for a protein of 214 amino acids. Lineage: Eukaryota; Viridiplantae; Streptophyta; Magnoliopsida; Rosales; Cannabaceae. The transcript has 2 exons. The record is from RefSeq and is a predicted model, not a curated record.
AUGGAUUUUGUUACUGGACUGCCAAAUACUCCUAAGGGUCAAGAUACAAUAUGGGUUAUUGUUGAUAGAUUGACCAAAUCGGCACAUUUCUUUCCCAUUAAGAGAACUUAUUAUGCGGAUACGUUAGCAGACUUGUACAUAGCAGAGAUUUGUCGAUCCUCGAUUCAUUGGCAAGAAGCCUGUGAAAGAAAAUUCUUUGGUACAGAGGAAGUGGACAAAGUUACCAAAGAUAUCAAAAAGUUUCGAGAGAGGUUGUAUACCUCCAUAGAUGGACAGCGCAAAUAUGCGAACCGAUGCCAAAGACCCUUGGCGUUUGAAGCUGGAGAUAAGAUGCUCUUGAAGGUGGCUCCGUUGAAGGGAGCUCUGCAUUUUGGUAAGAAAGGAAAAUUAAGUCCAAGGUAUAUCGAACCUUUUGAGAUAGUGGAGAAAAUCGACAUGGUAGCCUACAGAUUAGCUCUCCCACCUGCCCUGGAUCAAGUACAUGAUGCAUUCCAUGUAUCUAUCAUGAGAAAAUAUGUGGAAGACUCGAGCCAUGUACUUUUUUACGAACAGUUGGAGGUGGAUACGAAACUGUGUUAUGAGGAGAAACAGGUGAGGAUUCUAGAUCGAAAGGUAAGGUGUUGCGUAAUAAGACCAUACCCUUAG